Messenger RNA from Laccaria bicolor S238N-H82, 2025 nucleotides. RefSeq lists its product as uncharacterized. Lineage: Eukaryota; Fungi; Basidiomycota; Agaricomycetes; Agaricales; Hydnangiaceae. Gene Ontology annotation, molecular function: tripeptidyl-peptidase activity; serine-type endopeptidase activity. The transcript has a single exon. The coding region runs from base 1 to 2025 and encodes 674 amino acids. Gene Ontology annotation, biological process: proteolysis. The record is from RefSeq and is a predicted model, not a curated record.
AUGUCCAGCAUUCCCCAAGGACUUCGGCGCCUUCCAGGCAGUGAACGACGUCCCUCGCCAACUGCGAAGGCGCUUGGCAUCGCUAAUCCCAACGAGUCUUUCGCGGUUACAAUCGUUCUACGUCGCCGUCUAGAUGGCGCGCCGCUGCCUGACCACGACUUUUUCCUGAAUACUCCCCCUUCUCAACGCCAACGAAUGUCGAGUUCAGAAUUUGCCGAUUUAUACGGCGCUUCCAAUGAAGAUAUCGAUAAAGUAACGAAAUUCGUCACCGCUCACCACCUCACUGUAAUCGACACCCAUGCAGCCCGGCGCACCGUCACUGUCUCUGGGACGGUUCAAAACAUGGAAUCCUUUUUUGCCACCAGGCUCAGGCGUUUCGAACACCAAAUUGUUCGCAGCACCAUCGACCAACCCACGUUGGAGACGUAUCGAGGUUUAGAUGGAUUUAUUCAUAUUCCUGAAGAUCUCGAAGGGAUCAUCGUUGGGGUUUUUGGUCUCGAUAAUAGGACCGUCACGACACGCAACCGCUCCGACGACGAUGAUUCUUCUGACACAUUUACACAUCUCACUGUUCCACAAGUUACCUCUCUCUAUGAUUUCCCCGAUCAGAGUGCCUCUGGACAGACGAUCGCCAUUUUUUCUGAUUCCGGCUACAACCCGAAGGACAUCAACACCUAUUUCACUGAGUUGGGCCUUGAUGCACCGACGGUCCAAGACGUAGACAUCGAUGAUGCAACAAAUACCGUGACGUCUGAUACCACCCCCGAAACCACAAUGGAUAUUUGCAUCUCGGCCAGCGCAGCACCCGGUGCUUCUGUGGCUGUAUAUUUUACUCCCAAAACAGAGAAAGGAUGGGUAGACCUGAUCGGAAGAGUUGCCCACCCCAACUCCGAUGACCCCGUCUGUUCAGUUCUAUCCUCUAGCUAUUACAAGUAUAACGGCGAUGACGGUGAUCAUGCAGACGCAGAUUUCAUGGAUGCGGUUUCUUCAGCUUUCCAAGACGCGGCACUGCAGGGCGUGACCGUGUGCGUCGCAGCGGGCGAUCGAGGAAGCUAUUCCAAGAUCACAGACGGCGAUGUUCAUGUGCAGUACCCUGCCAGCGACUCAUGGGUCCUGACAGUCGGCGGCACGGCGAUUGCAAACGUUGACGGUUCGUCUUACGACGAAUACGUUUGGAAUCACAACGAGGGUGCAACCGGAGGUGGUGUCAGCGGAUACUUCCCUUUGCCCUCCUACCAACGCUCUGCAACCGUUCCCGUCUCCCUGAACGAUCAGUCCAAGGGGCGCGGUGUUCCUGACGUUGCUGCUAACUCGGAUAAGAGGAGUGGUUACAAAAUCCCUUUCAACGGUGGUCACAAGACGGGUGGAGGUACCAGUGCGGCUGCGCCGUUGUGGGCUGGCCUCAUUGCGAGAAUCAAUGCGGCGAUGGGAGAGAAUAUUGGAUAUAUAAACCCUGCUUUGUAUGCCUUGGGUUCAAGUGUUUUCAACGAUAUCGAUGGGUCGAAAGGUCCCACUAAUAACAAGGUCGACGGUUACAGCGCUCCUGGGUAUCCCGCGAAUUCUGGAUGGGACGCUUGUACUGGUUGGGGUAGCCCCAAAGGCUCCGCAUUACUCAACGGCCUAACCCAAAUCUUCACCAAGAGAUGCACAAUUGUGCCCGACAUUCAGUCUUAUGCGACGAGAUUCUCUGUUGAGGUGGAUGGCUUUCGGCCAGCCGAUUUUGGGGUUCAGCACGGUCCACCCGUCAUGUCCAUUGUUCGUCCGCAGAUAAGCCUUUUUUCCUCUUCGUUCGGAGUCAGCUGUGUGCUCGAAGAACUUGAUGUUCAAGAUAUCACUCUUCCCCCUACUCCACAACGGUUUACGUGGGUGUAUUGGCUCACCUACACGUCCAUGAUCAUGGAUCGCCAAGUUGGCCCAAUAAUGAUUCAAAUCACUGCCACCGUAACGAGUUUGGAGGGGGAGUCUGUCAGCAGCCAAGCUUGCGUGCUGCUUAAGGCAGGUCAGCUCAGUAACAAGCUUGUUUAG